AUGAGUGUUCCUCAAGAAAAUGACCAUUGCGUCAAAGAAUCAAUCUCUACAGAAACACUUGAAUCCAAACUCCUCUCUUCUCAGUCCCAAUGCCUCUCUUUACAAUCUAAAUUAAUCAGUGCCAAGGAAGAAGCCAGAUUGAAUGCCCAAGGCUUGAAGAAGGCAAUUGAACAGAACCAAAAAUUGAGUGAAGAGAAGUCACGUUUGGUUGGACACCUCAAGAGGUUGAAAACCAUUAUUGACAAAGGAAAACCGGCUCUUGAUCAAGCUAAAGAAACCCAAAUUCGUUUCCAUGAAUUGGAAAAAGAAGUUGAAAUUUUAAAAUUGGAUUUGUAUUUCUUCAAGAUUCAACAUCAAAUGCAAAGGUUUCAAUCUUCAUCAAUGGAAGAAGGUUUGGUUGAGUCCGCUUUAUCUCAAUUAAUUGGAGAAACCGACUCCUCCGCUCCUAUAUUAUUCUUGUUGAGAAAUAUCAAGAAAGACGAAUCAUGUAGAAGAUUGUUACAUUUAUCACGAAGUUUGAGUCCUCCAACUCUUAGAGCUCUAGCUAUGGCUGAUACAAUAAAAACGCUUGAGAAAGAAAAUCAACAACUUCAGAAGCUACUUUGUACCACUCAAGGGGAGGUCAAACUGUUAUCCGAUCAAAUCGGUUAUCUCAUGGAGGGCAAAAAGACGUCGUGCGAUGAUAUCAAUGGAGGAGGGAUUCGUAAACCACCAGCUGCCAGUUCCUCUGUGAAGGUGAAUGAAAAGAAAAGACCAUUGUCGGAGGAUUGA
This is a messenger RNA of Cucumis melo (muskmelon), 771 nucleotides long. RefSeq lists its product as uncharacterized. Lineage: Eukaryota; Viridiplantae; Streptophyta; Magnoliopsida; Cucurbitales; Cucurbitaceae. The transcript has 6 exons. The record is from RefSeq and is a predicted model, not a curated record. The coding region runs from base 1 to 771 and encodes 256 amino acids.